Harpia harpyja (harpy eagle) is the source of this 2020-nucleotide messenger RNA. RefSeq names its product IQ motif containing K (gene IQCK). The record is from RefSeq and is a predicted model, not a curated record. The coding region runs from base 35 to 730 and encodes 231 amino acids. Gene Ontology annotation, molecular function: protein binding. The transcript is spliced from 9 exons. NCBI's taxonomy places the organism in Eukaryota, Metazoa, Chordata, Aves, Accipitriformes, Accipitridae.
UGGCGGAGGGGUUGCCACGGCAACGCGGAGCGGCAUGGCGGCGGGCGGGCGGCCGCCGGGCCUCUGGGAGCGGGUGUGCGCAGAGUAUGAAGCAGAACAGCCUCAAUUUCCAGAUGUUCCUGAAUCAAAACAUGGAUCUGUGUCUUUGGAAGCAGGAAUAUUGCAGCCAUUACAUAUGGAACAAUUUUAUUCAGACCCUGCAGCUGAUACUGUUAUCCAACAGUCACUUCCCAUACCUGAGGCAGCCCCCAUUUCAGAACCACCUGAUCCAAAAACAUGUUCUCCUCGAGAAUACUUAGAGUAUUACGUAUUUCCAGUACUCUUACCUGGAAUGGCUGAACUUCUGCAUCAAGCAAAGAAGGAAAAGUGUUUCGAGAGAAAAAGGACCAAAUUUAUUGCCUGUGAUUUCCUAACUGAGUGGUUAUACAACAAGAACCCAAAGAGGAAAGAUGAGUCAUUCACAGAAUUCUUUUCCAUUCCUUUUGUUACCGACUGGCUAAAGGACCAUCCUAGGCCACCAAUUCCUCUGUCUCUCCUUCUGUCAGAAGAAGAAGCAAGCAUAGUAAUUCAGUCCUUCUGGAGAGGUUAUCGGGUCCGUUGUGAUAGUGAAGUACAAGAGCUACGUCAGUGGCAAAAGCAGUUGAGAGAGGACAAAAACAUUUUUAAGAGAGUGAAAGAAUUCUGGACUAAGCAGGAAGCCAAAGCUUCCAUACUAGAAGGAGACCUUUAAAGUUCCUGCUAAAACACUUAGAGGAAAAAUGCCUUCCUGACCUGACAUUGCGCCAAACGAGAGUGCUGUUUUCCUCCAUGUCUGGUCUGUAUCCAGAGGAAACAUCAAACCCAGAGGAAAUCAAAGAUACAUAAAGAUGAAUAGGAACAUGAAGUGCCUGGACAACGUGACCCAAGCCUUCUUUUGGGGGCUGCCAAAGCAACGUGGCAACUAUUGGCUGGGAUUCCAAAGUCCUCUUCUCAAUUAGAGAGAAUAAAAAGCAGUGUGACUAGUAACGAAAUCCUUUAUCCAACUGUGGGACAGCACCAGUCUGCAACCUGCACUACAGAACACCAUCAGGUUGUGCUUCCCAGCACUGGUUGCAUAAGCAUCCCUGUGUAUUUUCUCAUAUGUGUUAAAUGUUCAGCAAUGGUUUGGAUCUCUUAAGCAACCAGCUGUUUGCUGGCCUCUUCAGUAAUCAUUCAAAAACAUUUCACUGCAAAUUUUAAUGAUGUGUCAUCACACAUUGUUCUACGUCACCAAACAGCUAUAACAAGGAACACAACAAUGACCUUAAAACCUCUAUGUAUGCAUAGUCUGUUCAGAUGUUCAAGCCUUCAGAACAAAGACUGUCUUUGAACUUGUCUAUAUGCCACUUCGCAUUUUUUCCCUCACAGUGUCACAAAGUGGCACUAAACCCCAUUUUAAUGGAAAUAUAAUUAAUAGUAAUAAUUUUGUUGCGCAAGAGGCUGAGCGUUUUGUAACAUAGAGCACUUACUUGAUUUUUUCUUGAUUUUUUGAAAAUACUUCAUAUUAAAUGUUGUUAACUGAUAGUGACAAAAAAUGUCAUUUAAACUAUUUUAAAACAGAGGGUAUUUUUUCCACAGUGAAUUUUUUUGGCUUUCAGUGUUGGCUUUGCAUUUGAAAUUGUUCAAUUUUUCAAUGAAAAAACCCCAUGCAGAAGAAUCAUUUUAACAAAACACAUGUAUAUUCUGUAUUGCAUUUUUUUCCACUUUUUUUCCUCCCACUAGGUGAUACCUUAGUGAAAAUUGUAAAAGGGAACAAUAUGUAGUGUGCAAAAUAUGGCAUUUGUAAUAACCCUUGUUUUGAACACCUGAAAAAUGUCUCACACAGAUGAUUUGCUUGGCUACUACAGGAAAAUAUAGUCCUCUAUAGUAAAUUCUUACCUGCAUUAUGUUCAUCCAUUGAAAAGGCUUUGUUUUCCAUGUAGCUCCGAGGAAGCUGUAUAUCUUCCUCAAAAGCAGUUUCACGCAUCCUUGGCUGUGAAGUAUCAAAAUAAUUGGGAGUGUU